AUGGGGAAACCUCCUCCCAGCGUCUCGCCUAUUCAUGGCGGCGACCCUGCGGGGAUGACUACAAGCUGGUGCCGAAACACAGGGAAUCCUCGGGCCUCCACCCUGCUCACAUUAAAGCAGGGAAAGGGCCGCGAUACCGAAGUCCGGCUGGAUCGAGAGCAUCCCGCGCAGGGGACCACCGUUUCCGUAAAGCAAGCCGAACUCACCACCACCGAAUCCUAUUACAAGGAUGAACUCAAUCAAAACAUCAGCUCUGGGGAAGGUGAGAAAAGGAAGAUGAGUUUUGAGCUCUCCCUGGGAAUCGGGAAUCAGACACAGGUGGUGGAAUUUGUCCUCCUGGGUUUCUCUGGAAUUCUGUAUGGUCACACAUAUCUCGCCUUGGCAUUCUUGGCCAUCUACUUGGUCACGGUACUGGGGAACCUGAUGAUAUUUACUAUGAUUCAACUGAAAUCCAGCCUCCACACCCCCAUGUAUUAUUUUCUCAGCCAUCUCUCCUGCUUAGAUAUGUGCCUCUCCUCAGUCACCGUCCCUAAGAUGCUGGUGAACCUCCUGCUCCAGCAACAGACCAUCUCCUACAACCAGUGCAUGGCCCAGAUGUUCUUCCUGAUCUCUUUCACAGCAGUAGAGGCUGCACUGCUGGGUGUCAUGGCCUACGACCGCUACACUGCCAUCUGUAAACCUCUGCAUUACUCCCAUCUCAUGAACACCAAGGUGUGCACCGUACUGGCCUUUGCCACUUGGGUCUGCGGUUUCUUAAACUCUGCUCUGCACACGGCUCUAAGCACCAGGUUGGACUUCUGUGGAAUCAACCAGAUUCAUCACAUUUUUUGCGAUCUCCCUCCACUGAUGAAAAUGGCUUGCAGUGACACACACAUCAAUGGACUGGCAGUCAACAUAGUAGGAUUUUUUAUGGGUGGGGGCCCACUACUGUUUAUUAUUUUCUCAUACAUCUCUAUCCUGUCCUCCAUCUUGAAGAUUCAGUCCACUAUCGGCAAGCGCAAAGCCUUUUCCACUUGUGCGUCUCACCUCAUGGUUGUCUUCAUCUACUAUGGAAAUGCACUACUGAACUAUGAGAGGCCAAGUGCUGGUUACUCCUUGGCGACCGGCACUUUGCUCUCCAUCAUGUUCUGCAUCAUCACCCCAAUGCUCAACCCCCUCAUCUACAGCCUCCGCAACAAGGAGGUGAAAGAGGCCCUCAAGAAGGCCACGGAAAUCUGGAGGCCAUCUAAACACCAUCGCUCUCUGUUAGGGCACGUUUCUCCAGAAUGGUGUGAACUCUGGGAUUAA
This is a messenger RNA of Sphaerodactylus townsendi, 1287 nucleotides long. RefSeq names its product olfactory receptor 5V1-like. The record is from RefSeq and is a predicted model, not a curated record. Gene Ontology annotation, biological process: G protein-coupled receptor signaling pathway. Gene Ontology annotation, cellular component: membrane. Bases 1 to 1287 code for a protein of 428 amino acids. NCBI's taxonomy places the organism in Eukaryota, Metazoa, Chordata, Lepidosauria, Squamata, Sphaerodactylidae. Gene Ontology annotation, molecular function: olfactory receptor activity; G protein-coupled receptor activity. The transcript is spliced from 3 exons.